UGUGGAUGUGGCUGCCUUCUGACAAUCUCGUAUCAGCUGCACUUUCUGCCGGAGGCAGGCGGGCAAGGCAGCCUUCGCAUGACAACAGCCGCCACCGCACACCCCGAGCACAAACACGGAACGCGCGCUCGCCCUCCUCUCGGCGGAUCGACUAUGCUUUGACAGCGGCGGGACCGCUUCUCCCCCCCACCCCACCUAACCCCCAACCCGAGGUUCUUUCGAUGAACCUCCCGACCACGGAAGUUUGGGCGUCUUCACCGUAGCAGCGGGGAAUACUUUCCAAGCAGACAUAUUGGCCAGUGCGGGCAUGUGAGAAGGCGUUUUUCGCGCAUGUUCUUCGGCUUUCUGCGCAGCCUUCUCCCGCUGUCUGGAGAAGGGGGAGGCGGUGCAUGAGGAGGAGUAGGCACGACUUUCCCCUAACUCGAGCCCCCUGCCUAUGGACGACGGUGGUCCCCUGUCUCCCAGGGCAAAUGCUUUUAGUAUUGCCUCUCUGAUUUGCGCUGCAGAACAAGCAGGAAACGCGGCGUUUGACAAGCGGAGCGCCGGCCUGGACAAGCCAGACGGGAACAACCACAGCUGCUGCACAAUGCAUUAUAGCACCGUGACCCGGGAAAUGGAAGCCAUAUCCAGCCCGUGGCUGACGCAGCUGUCCCAUUUUUGCGAUGUUGCAGCCUUCACGACCAGCAGCCUGAGCAGCCUCAACACCCCGGGGGGAUACCACCUCUCCCCCUCCCCCGGGGACCCUUACACCCAACACGAGGCCCACUUUGAGCCCUGCCCGGCCGCUCAACCAAACUACAGUUAUGCGGGCCAGGCCCCGCCGAGCGACCCUGUCGGGACCCCUUGCUCGUCGUCCUCGUCCAACUCCACACCGAACAGCAAGAGCAUAGUCAAGAAGAACCCCAAAGUGGCCAACAUUAACGUCCAGCUGGAGAUGAAGGCCUUGUGGGACGAGUUUAAUCAACUGGGCACCGAGAUGAUCGUCACCAAGGCGGGGAGACGAAUGUUUCCAACAUUCCAAGUGAAAAUAUUCGGGAUGGAUCCAAUGGCGGACUACAUGCUCCUAAUGGACUUCCUGCCAGUAGACGACAAACGUUACAGGUAUGCGUUCCACAGCUCCUCGUGGCUUGUGGCGGGCAAAGCUGACCCGGCGACCCCGGGGAGGGUCCACUACCACCCGGACUCUCCGGCUAAGGGCGCCCAGUGGAUGAAGCAGAUCGUUUCUUUUGACAAACUCAAACUCACCAACAACCUCCUGGACGAUAACGGGCACAUCAUUCUCAACUCAAUGCACCGCUACCAGCCCAGAUUCCACGUGGUCUAUGUGGAUCCUCGCAAGGACAGCGAGAAGUACGCAGAAGAGAAUUACAAAACGUUUGUGUUCGAGGAAACUCGCUUCACGGCGGUCACGGCGUACCAGAACCACCGGAUCACCCAGCUGAAGAUAGCCAGUAACCCCUUUGCAAAAGGCUUCCGAGACUGUGACCCAGAGGAUUGGCCCAGGAAUCAUAGGCCAGGCUCCCUGCCAAUAAUGAGUGCUUUCGCCAGAACAAGAAACCCGAUGUCAUCUCCUCCUCAGCAGAACGGCACGGAGAAAGAUGACAGCAGGCGGGAAUAUGAGCGAGAGCCCGGCGGCACACCCAUACACGCUGACCCGGCUCACCAGCUGAUGUCCCGCGUCCUCAGUCCCGCCCUGCCCGUCCCGGGAGGCCUCCACGCUGUCCCGCUCACCGGCGGCCGCCCGAGCCCCCCGCACGACCUCCGGCCGGACCCUCACACUCUCCCCCCGGAAACCCUUCACCACCAUCCCUACAAGUACCCCACCACCUACGAACACUACCUGGGAGCCAAGACCAGGCCGUCCCCUUACCCUUUACCCAGCAUCAGAGGACACACGUACCACCAUCACAUGAACCCUGCCACAGCUAACAUGUACUCGGCUACCAGCGGGCCGGCAAAUUAUGACUACGGGCCCAGAUAAUGACUGCUAAUGGUGCACUGCAUUGUGGGAAUGGAGCCAGCCUUGAAACUUUAAAUGCAACCUACAGGGUGAAUUCACAGACUGAAACUCCUUUCUGUGAAAUAAACCCUGCUGUAUUUAUUAAAAGAAUCUCUGGAGGAAACAUGGACGCCUGUGUGAAGGCCCGAAAGAGGUCUUCUGUGACCUGUGAACUCAAUGGCAAUUGCUCCGCAUCAGCCAACUUGAGCAGUUCAGUCGCUGAACCAGCAGGCUGAGAAGAACACGUUUGAUCACGGACUGGAAUUGAAUUUUUUUUUUUUUUGUGUUGAAUGCACUUUUUGAUUUGCCUUGUUUCUAAAGCUUUCAAAAAAGCCAUAUGUUAUAUAAUCCCUCAACCUUGUAGGUAGACGACAUGUUUGCAUGCUGAGCUCAUCGGAGAGGCGGUGGAACCACAUUGAAAUGUUUUUUCUUGUGUCUGAGGAGGGAAAAAAAGGUUGAAUCAUCGAACACGAACAUUUUGAGCCGUUCUGAGAAGCUUGUACCAUGGCACUGACUUGCAGCAAUUCAAAGUAAAUAAAUGAAGCAGAAUGACUGCUAUGUGUCUGUAAAGUGAACAUUAAAUUCGAAAGUAAUCUAA
Hippocampus zosterae (dwarf seahorse) is the source of this 2597-nucleotide messenger RNA. It is a transcript of the gene tbx1, whose product is annotated as T-box transcription factor 1. Gene Ontology annotation, molecular function: DNA-binding transcription factor activity, RNA polymerase II-specific; RNA polymerase II cis-regulatory region sequence-specific DNA binding. Gene Ontology annotation, biological process: cell fate specification; positive regulation of DNA-templated transcription; regulation of transcription by RNA polymerase II. NCBI's taxonomy places the organism in Eukaryota, Metazoa, Chordata, Actinopteri, Syngnathiformes, Syngnathidae. The transcript has 8 exons. The record is from RefSeq and is a predicted model, not a curated record. Gene Ontology annotation, cellular component: nucleus. Bases 437 to 1981 code for a protein of 514 amino acids.